UGGCAAAGGGGGAACUACUUGGCUUAUGUAAAUCUGGAGGCAGGCAGUUUCAGGUAUCGUUCAUAGCUCAGUGACCACCAAGGAAGCAGAUUCUUCCUGUGCCCCAUCCCUGGAGGGCUUGUCAUCCUUCAGCUGUAGGAAGCCUGCGCCAGCACCACACCUGCUAACACACUGGAAGCAGGAGGAAUUCAUCUGAGAAGCAGUUUUCUCAGAGGUCGUUGCCCGGGGAGUGAGUCCUGUGGAUGCCACCAGCGCCGCUGACCCUGUGGCCGCUGCCCACACCGCACCCGUCCCUUGCUCUUCGAGAAGCCUCUGUGCAGUGCCCGGGCCCGGGUGGCCUGCUUUGGAGGUUCCUGUGGCGUCUGUUGGAGGGGCCCCAGGGUCAGUGCAUUUCCUCUUGGGGGUGACUUGGCAGCGAUCGGCUGUUUCUUCACUUCUGCAAUUGCCAGACGGCAGCACGGAGGCUGGGGCCAGGGUGGACCCAGGGAGACAACAGACGCUACAGCCGAGCCGCUGCUGCUGCUGCUGCUGCUGCUGCUGCUGCUGCAGGCACUGCCAGGACCCUAUGAGGAGCUGAUUCUUAGAGCCCAGAGCCAUGGAGUUAAAUAACUCUUCCCAUGUGGAUUCUGAGUUUCGAUACACUCUCUUCCCAAUCGUUUACAGCGUUAUCUUUGUGCUGGGGAUCAUCACCAACAGCUAUGUGCUCUGGGUGUUUGCCCGCCUGUACCCUUCCAAGAAACUAAAUGAGAUCAAGAUCUUCAUGGUGAACCUCACUGUGGCUGACCUGCUUUUCCUGAUCACCCUGCCCCUGUGGAUCAUCUACUACUACAACCAGGGUAACUGGAUUCUGUCCAAAUUCCUCUGUAACCUGGCCGGCUGCCUCUUCUUCAUCAACACCUACUGCUCCGUGGCCUUCCUGGGAGUGAUCACCUAUAACCGCUUCCAGGCAGUAAGAUAUCCCAUCAAGACUGCUCAGGCCACCACCCGCAAGCGCGGCAUAGCUUUGUCCUUGGUCAUCUGGGUGACCAUUGUGGCCGCCGCAUCUUAUUUCCUUGUCAUGGACUCCACCAAUGUAGUGUCCAACAAGGCCGGCUCGGGCAACGUCACUCGCUGCUUUGAGCAUUACGAGGAGGGCAGCGACCCUGUGCUCGCCAUCCACAUCUGCAUUGUGCUCGGCUUCUUCAUUGUCUUCCUCCUCAUCCUCUUCUGCAACCUGGUCAUCAUCCGCACGCUGCUCAUGCAGCCGGUGCAGCAGCAGCGCAAUGCUGAGGUCAAGCGCCGGGCGCUGUGGAUGGUCUGCACAGUUCUGGCAGUGUUUGUCAUCUGCUUCGUGCCCCACCACAUGGUACAGCUGCCCUGGACCCUGGCCGAGCUGGGGAAGUGGCCGAGCAGCAACCACCAGGCUAUUAAUGACGCACAUCAGGUCACCCUCUGCCUCCUUAGCACCAACUGUGUCUUAGACCCCGUCAUCUACUGUUUUCUCACCAAGAAGUUCCGCAAGCACCUCAGUGAAAAGCUUUACAACAUGCGCAGCAGCCGGAAAUGCUCCCGGGUCACCACCGACACAGGGACCGAUGUGGCCAUUCCCAUCAACCAUAUUCCUGGCAGUUCCAUCAAAAAUUAGUCCUUGCUUGUUGGGGGUCAGGCCUGAAGUCUUCUCCUCCAUGAGCAUCCUGGGAGAGGCUGGGGGAAGAAGAGAUAACUGCUGCAGUCACCUCCUCUCUGGGCACCGGUGGCCCACUAAGUACAAAGGCUACCUCACGCAGGCAGGGACGAUGGCAGAGCUGGACUGCUGGACGAUCCAGAACUGGAACCAGCACCUUCAUCCACCUUUGGGCACACUCUGACCUCACCCUGGGCCCCUGGGUCUGAUGGGGCGAGGAGGAAUAUGAGGGUCAGGGGCAGACUCUGAGCCUCCCUCAGCUCCUCCCACUGGGUAGCGGCCUGGAGCCUUUGCCCAUGAUUCCCAAGUGGUAACGGCAGGGUGGGAAAGCACUAGAGCGGUGGAAGGGGCCUGGAAACCUGUCCCAAAUGACAGCUACAGAAGAGAAAACCUGACCAGAGAAAAAGCCAGGAUGGAGGCUUGUUUCCUGCACAGGCUUUGCCUCAGGCCUGGGUCAGCUCUGAGGGGCUGGGAGAGAGGCAGCCUUGCCUUCGUUUUUCUGCUUUAGUAACAGACCCUGAGUAAGGACCUUCUGUGGGGCAGAAAAUCCCCUCAAAGCAAAAUAUGAGAGCGCUCCGGCUAGGGCAACUCAAAGGCCAGAGGCUCCCAUGGGAACAGCACUUGGGCAGAGAAGAACCUGGGGUUUCUGGGAGGGAGAAGCCUGCUCGCUCUCUCUGGCAGGGCCUCUCCUAGCCUAACUUCCGGGAGGUAGAAGGGACAGUUACAGUGGCACAAGCUGGCGGGUGUCAGCUUCUCUCAAGCAUCUCUGGACACCUGCUUGUAAUUCUUGGCAAGCAUUCAGAUGAGACUGCUCUCUUUCCCUUAGCCAAGUACUUGCAGGGUGAGCCCCGCAGCCUGAGACCUGGGGGCUUGGAGGCACUUCUCCCUGGUGUCCAGAGCUCCUCUGCGAACUCUGCCUUCCAGCCAGCGCCCCACAAACUUGGGACUCUUGUUUCCUGCCUGCCAGGCAAGCACUGGAUUGCUGACUUUGAUACCUAUCUCCCCGAGAGCCAGUGACCUGCUUGGGUCUGGGAGGGUAGCUGUGGGCUGGCCCUAGCUGAUGGUGGCCGGACCAGGUGGCCAGAGCAGCACACUCAAGCUUUGGUGUCACACAGACCCAAGUUCAGUCUUGGCUUUGUCACUUAUUGCCAAGUGACUGGGGACUCAAUUUUCUACCUCUUAGUGUUGUUGCCUGUGAGGUAAAAACCUACCUCACCGGGGUGUUCCGAGCAGCAAACGCUGAGAAAGACACCUCUUGGUCAGGGGGACUGCUCAUCCCAGGCCCUCCCUUCUUCUGAGGACUUGGACCCUUCAGUCCUCUGGGAGAGGCUGGGAGAGUAAGAGCUGGACAGCUGGAUUCAGGGAUGCUGCCUCAGGCUUUUCAGGGCACUUACCUGAGGACAGAUGAACUCUGGAGCUGUGAGUGUAUUGAUAGUGCAUGUGUGUGUGUGUGUGUGUGUGUGUGUGUGUGUGUGUGUAGGGGAUGGCGUGGGUGUAUGCUUGGGUACUGCACCUGUGAUUAUGAUAGAGAAAAUGGUCUGUUCAUGGAGAAAAUUUUCAGAGCAAAGCAGAAGGCGGAAAGAAACGACAGGAGCAUGGAAGGAAGAGAGGACAGGUCUUGCAGGAGCCUGCUGGGUGACUGUCCUCUGCACGCCUUCCAUUGUGUCCUAGGAGAGUCUCUUGUGCGGACCCUUCCCUUAUCUUGCAUAAGCUGGUUUGAAUGAGUGUCUCUUACGCGCAACCGGAAGUGCAGCCGAUGGAGCGUACUGUCCGCGCUAAUUAUGCACACCAUUUCCGGAACAUCAGUCCUUUGCAUCCCACCUUGCACGCUGUGUCAUGUCCGUGUAUCCGCUGUGUGUUUACAGAAUAAAUAUUUUUUCUUUAAGUCCAGUGGGUUUUUCAAACUCAUAUUCAUCCAAAAGAGCUUAUAACUGUAGAUGAAAACAAAAGCCACCUGCCACAAACAGGAGGUAAACAUAAAAAUGAAAAUAAAACCACUAAAACUGUU
Molecule: messenger RNA, 3671 nt
Organism: Chinchilla lanigera (long-tailed chinchilla)
Lineage: Eukaryota; Metazoa; Chordata; Mammalia; Rodentia; Chinchillidae
Gene: Ptafr
Product: platelet-activating factor receptor
Exons: 3
Coding region: 596-1624 (342 amino acids)
Biological process (GO): G protein-coupled receptor signaling pathway; chemotaxis
Cellular component (GO): membrane
Molecular function (GO): G protein-coupled purinergic nucleotide receptor activity; platelet activating factor receptor activity
Source: RefSeq, a predicted model, not a curated record